UCUCAACAAUAAUAUUAAUACGUAUUUAGUUCAAGAUGGCAAUAUAUUUAGUUUUCUCGCUAUUUAUCGGUGUAUUGUAUUUCGCGUAUAUUUUUUUAUUUAAGAACCAGGACUACUGGAAAAACAGAAAUGUUCCCUUCGUAAAGCCCCUGCCAAUAUUUGGUAACUACAAGGAUUACCUUCUGUUGAAGAGACAUGUAACUGAUGUUAUGCAUGAAAUGUGCCAACGAUUUCCGAACGAGCCGUACGUUGGAUCAUUUUACGGUACGGAUCCUGCACUUAUUAUUAAAGACCCGAAUUUGUUAAAACUAGUUAUGUCCAAGGACUUCUACUACUUCAGCGGCAGAGAAGCCUCUGACCACAACGCUAAAGAGAUGCUUUCAAAACAUUUAUUCUUUGCCCAUGGUGACGAGUGGAAAGUACUGCGAACGAAUUUAACUCCGCUAUUUUCUUCCGCGAAACUGAAGAACAUGUUCUAUUUGAUAAAGAACUCUUCAGAUACAUUGGAGAGUUUGAUGGCUGAUGAAGUAAAAAAAAGUAGUACGAUUGAUACGAGGUUCCUGCUCUCGAGGUACACGAUCGAUUGCAUCACGGCAUGCGCUUUUGGAUUAAAUUCCGAUACGAUGAAAGAAGAUGUGCAAAAUAAUCCCUUCAAAAAAGUGGGUGAGCAAAUAUUUGAUGCAUCAAAUAACCAAGCCCGCAAAAACAUAUGCCGAGCAAUGUGGCCAGGAAUAUUUUAUGCGUUAGGAUUUAAACUGAUGCAUAAUGAUAUAGGCACGUUUUUUAAUAAUCUAAUUUCUGGAGUGUUCAAAAACCGCGAGGGUACCAAGACAUCGAAGAAUGACUUCAUCGAUCUGAUUUUGACUUGGAAAAGAAACAAUAAUAUAUCCGGUGAUAGUAUGAGCAACGCGUACAAUGGUGAUAAACAGACAGUAAGCAUCGAUGUUGACGACAGUUUGCUGGUAGCUCAAUGCUUGCUAUUCUUUGCCGCCGGAUUUGAAACGACGUCGUCGACCAUGAGUUUUCUUCUAUAUGAAUUGGCGAAACACAAGCCUGUUCAGGAAAAGGUAAUAGGAGAGGUAGACGACUAUUUCUCUAAACACAAGACAAUUGAAUACGAGUGCAUUAAUACAAUGCCGUACACUGAAGCAUGUGUGGAUGAAGCUCUUCGUCUGUACCCGCUGGUAGGUCUCCUAACCCGGGAAGUGAUGCACGAGUACACUCUGCCAACCGGGCUCCGUUUAAAACAAGGUGAUCGUGUCCACAUACCCGUGCACCACAUUCAUCACAAUCCCGACCAUUUUCCUGAGCCAGAAGUAUUUCGUCCAGAACGAUUCUUCGGAGAGGAGAAGAAAAACAUCAAGCCAUUUUCUUAUAUGCCAUUUGGCGAAGGACCCAGGACAUGUAUAGGUAUGAGGUUUGCCAAGAUGCCUAUCCAUGCAGCACUCUUGAAGAUAUUCAAGAAUUACCGAGUGGAACUUGGAGAGAACAUGUCACAUAAAAUAACUUUUAAUCCGAAUUCCGUUAUUAGUCAGCCCAUUGGUGGUAUCCAUAUAAAAUUUAUUCCAAGAAAUUCUUAAACAUUGUCAACUGUCUAGAAAAUACUGUUUGUAUAUGAAUAAAAGUGUUAUUAAUAUACUCCAGGCCCAAUUUCACAUCACUGUACAGAGGUAUUAUCCAUAAUUCAUUGUUUUCUUCAAAAUAACUUUUGUUUUUCUUUUAUUUAAGCAAAACAAAAUAAAAAAUUACAUAAGUAACGAGUGUUGAAAUUAUGUCAAUAGUAAAAUUAAAUUUUACAGUGGCGGACUUAACACUUUUUGUGCUAGGAAACUAUUAUAAAAUGCUGUUUCAUUGUUUUCAUCCCACCUUAUUUAGUUAAAUUUUCACUUCAGUUAAAUUAUAAUUAAAGUGAUGUAUCAUUUAGCGAACUAUCAUCAUCAUCAUCAUCAUCAUCAUCAUAUCAACCCAUUAUUGGCCCACUACAGGGCACAGAAAUCCUCCCGCAAUGAGAAGUGGUGAAGGCCAGAGUCCACAACACUUUCCUAGUGCUGGUUGGUGGACUUCACACCACAUUUUUCUCAGGUAUGAUGUUCCAAAAAUGUUUUCCUUCGCUGUUGAAACAAGUGAGUUUCUGAAUGCUUAAAAUGCACAUAACUAAGAAAAGUUGGAGGUGCAAUCCUACCUACUGGGCUAUCACCAGGUCCUAAUCCAGAGUUGAUCUUGAAGAGUGCUUUCCAUUCAUGUUUAAAUUUAAUUAUAAGCUUUCUUAUUUUCUGUUGGAUUAUUUUUGAUAACAAUAAUGUCAUCAAUUAAUCUCACAGAUCCUGACCCAAGUAUAUGGAGAAAAAAAUUUAAUAAAAUGUAAAUGGACACAAUAAAAUAAUUAUUUC
Molecule: messenger RNA, 2390 nt
Organism: Pararge aegeria (speckled wood butterfly)
Lineage: Eukaryota; Metazoa; Arthropoda; Insecta; Lepidoptera; Nymphalidae
Product: cytochrome P450 6B4-like
Exons: 2
Coding region: 36-1580 (514 amino acids)
Molecular function (GO): oxidoreductase activity, acting on paired donors, with incorporation or reduction of molecular oxygen; iron ion binding; heme binding
Source: RefSeq, a predicted model, not a curated record